AUGCCGCACUCGGUGUCGCCUGCUAAUUCUCCUCGGAAGGAUGAUGAAGAACUCCCGGAUGCCCCCGUCGAGGGAACCGCGGAGAAUGGUGUCAAGCUCGAGGACCUUUUCAACGACGACGACAAUGAGGAGUUCCCUGCUUCCACUGCGGACAUGAAGAUGCAGUCAUCCCCAGCUUCAGUGCCGGAGCCUACACCGGCUCCUUCUGGCGUUGACUCGGAUAUAAUGCUUGCUUUCUAUCAACGACUGUUCCCCUUCCGAUACCUGUUCCAAUGGCUAAACCACGGGAUUGUCCCGACGCGCGAUUUCGGAAACCGGGAGUUUGCCUUGACGCUCCAAAAUGAUGCCUACCUUCGAUACCAGUCCUAUCCGACCGCAGAUUUGUUUCGGAAGGAUAUCCUCAAGAUGAACCCCUCACGUUUUGAAAUCGGGCCCGUCUACAGCACAAACCCUCGCGAUCGCAAAACACUUCGAGGCGGUCAGAUGAAGCCUGUCUCCAAGGAACUGGUUUUCGAUAUCGAUAUGACGGAUUACGACGAUAUUCGAACUUGUUGUCAGAAGGCAAACAUUUGUGCUAAGUGUUGGGCGUUCGUUACGAUGGCAAUCAAGGUUAUCGAUACGGCCUUGCGCGAGGAUUUUGGAUUCGAACAUAUUCUUUGGGUCUACUCCGGUCGUCGUGGUGCUCACGCCUGGGUGUGUGACCCUCGUGCACGCAAUCUGCCAGACGACCGACGUCGAGCCAUCGCCGGUUACCUUGAAAUCCUACGCGGAGGCUCUCAGAGCGGAAAACGGGUGAACCUUAAGCGACCACUGCAUCCUCAUGUUGCGCGCAGUCUCGACAUUCUUAAGAAUAAUUUCGCACAAACUACUCUGGUCGAUCAGGAUACCUUUGCAAGCUCUGAACAGGCAGAUCGGCUUUUGACAUUACUCCCCGACAAGUCUCUAAACAACGCUCUGCGAAGAAAAUGGGAUUCCUCGCCCGAUCGUCCUAGCGCCAGCAAAUGGGCCGACAUCGAUUCGUUGGCAAAGACUGGAAAGAGCAGUACACUGAAUACAGCCACUCUUCGCGACGCGAAACAAGAUAUUGUGUUGGAAUACACAUACCCGCGUCUUGAUGCCGAAGUCAGUAAGAAGAUGAUUCACUUGUUGAAGAGUCCAUUUGUCAUUCACCCUGGGACCGGUCGAAUCUGUGUACCUAUCGACCCACGCAAGGCGGAAGAGUUUGAUCCCCUCUCGGUCCCAACCGUUAUGGAAUUGCUGACCGAAAUCGACGCAUAUGAUGCUAAGAAUCCGGCUGGCACUACAGAAGCUGAGAUGCCCGACGCGGAGGGCAGUGCGGUGAACGACUCGGAUGUCAAGGGCGGCACUCGCAAAAUGCAGGACUAUGAGAAGACCAGCCUGAAGCCGUAUAUCGAGUUCUUCCGGUCUUUCAUCGCUGGCCUUCUUAAGGAGGAGCGGGCAGUCAAGCGAGAGCGUGAAGAAACCGCACCUGCAGUGAAAGCCGAUCCAAUGGAGUUCUGA
Penicillium argentinense is the source of this 1521-nucleotide messenger RNA. Its product is annotated as DNA primase subunit PRI1. Gene Ontology annotation, cellular component: alpha DNA polymerase:primase complex. Gene Ontology annotation, biological process: DNA replication, synthesis of primer. NCBI's taxonomy places the organism in Eukaryota, Fungi, Ascomycota, Eurotiomycetes, Eurotiales, Aspergillaceae. The record is from RefSeq and is a predicted model, not a curated record. The coding region runs from base 1 to 1521 and encodes 506 amino acids. The transcript has 2 exons.